ACACUGCACUGCACUGUACCACUCCGCGGGUUACUCGCUGGCUCAACUGCAGAAGGUCUGGAGGGACUCGGCUCGCGUUUCGCUAGGUUUGACGCCAGAUGUCGGUCUGACGCCAUUCCACUAGCAGCGUGUCUGGGAACACGCGGGAGGCGUACCAAGUUGCAGGAUCAAGCGAGGGACUCUGACAUUCUGUCGCGGAGCCGCUGCUCAUCGCUAUGGCGGCUUCCGCCCACUCGCGAUGCGUCGCGGUUUCGAAUCCUCACGUCGUCAAUUACGCUUCCGCCAUCAGACCGUGUCUCCUCGCAUUAGGAUCCCCGCAACUCCCCGCCUCCUCCGCCGCGUUCCGCUCUCUCCCCCUCAUCUCCUUCCCCCUUCUCCCCUCGCUCCGCUUCCCUUCCGCCGCUCCCAGCGCCAUUCCGCGCACGGCGCAAAUCAAGCUCCGCAUUAGUAGCGCGGGGAAUGGGACCUUUCUAAGGAGAGAGUGGGUCGGACUUAGGAGUCAGGGACUAGGGGGGAGGCGGGGAUUGCGGAGGAGUCAUGGAUUAGGGUUUUCAGCGCGGAAGGGGAGUCGGGGGGAUGGCGCGGGCGCGCAUUUGGCGCGGUCGGCGGAAGAUCCGGCUGAAUUUCCCAGGAAGAGAGGCAUACGGGGGAGUGCGGAGCGGAGGGAUAAGGGGAAGGGGAAGCGGGGAGGAGGAACACGUGGAAACGGCGGGGCUGAUAGCGGAUCACUUAAUAACGGAUCGGACAGCUGGAGAUCCCAAGGCUUGCCGUCCUCGUCCCUUGCGUGGAACGACGAGACAAGUGAAUCUGGCAGCGAUCAUAACGCGUCCAGUGCUUAUAACGAAGCAGGUUAUAACGAAGCCGGUUACAGCGAGGACGAACGGAACGUGACUAGAACGGUGGACCUUCUAAUGGCGCGAUUCGAGUCGCUCGAAAAGCAGAGAGAGGGGGGUGCAAGUGGCGCCGCGAUUGGCGCCGUGAAAGGCGGAGGCAUGACGCGGUUCGAGAUGGAUGACGAUGAGGUGGAGGAGGAGGGGGGCGGGGAGGACCUGGAGGAACUAGAAGAGGGGGUGCUGGAUGUGAUAGUAGGGGAGAGUGACUAUGAGGAGGAGUACGAGGAAGAGGAGGAGGAGGAAGAGGAGGAGGAGGAGGAGGAGGAGGAGGAGGAGGGAGAGGAGGAGGAGGGAGAGGAAGGGGAGGGGGAGGAGGAGCGGAUGAGUGGGAUGAGCAUGACGGAGAGGGUGCACGCGCUGCAGAUGCGCGUGCAGCACGCGCAGUACGCUGCUGCUGAUGCUGCUGCUGCAGCUGGCGCCACCAUCACUUCUCGUGACCUGGCGAGGCUGUUUGACCACCCCAUCGACAAGUUCCAGCGAGUGGCAAUCGAAGCGUUCCUGCGGGGCUCGUCCGUGGUGGUGUGUGCGCCCACCAGCAGCGGCAAGACGCUUGUGGGGGAGGCGGCUGCUGCCGCCACGAUGGCGCGGGGAGGCAGGCUCAUCUACACCACGCCGCUCAAGGCGCUGUCCAACCAGAAGCUGAGGGACUUCCGGGUGAAGUUUGGGGAGGGCAACGUGGGGCUGCUGACUGGUGACGUGGCAGUGAACAGGGACGCGCCGAUUCUUGUGAUGACCACUGAGAUUCUGCGCAACAUGCUCUACACCAGUCUGGGUGCAGGGGAGGCGGAGGAGGAGAGGCUGAGGGGCGUGGAGGCGGUGGUGCUGGACGAGGUGCACUACCUGUCGGACAUCUCGCGAGGCACCGUGUGGGAGGAGACGGUGAUCUACUGCCCCAAGUCCAUCCAGCUCGUGUGUCUCUCUGCCACCGUUGCCAACCCAGAUGAACUGGCUGACUGGAUCGGCAGGGUGCAUGGGCGCACAGAGCUCAUCACCUCACAGCACCGCCCAGUACCGCUCAAGUGGCACUUCUCCACGCGCUACCGCAUGCUGCCUCUGCUGGACAACAAGGGCCGCGAUAUCAACCCUCAGCUGCUGUUGCGCCCGUCUGGCGACCCCUUUUUGGAGGAGCUCCAGUCCGGUAGGAUGCUGCCACGUGGCAGUGGGAGAUCUUUCCAGCGGUGGGAUGCAGACGAUCGAAGCAGCAGCAGGCGAGGCAGGGAAGGAGGCAGGGAUGGAGCCUCCAAAGGGUUUGCAGGGCGGGGAGCAGACAGGGAAGCAGGGCGGGGAGGGAAGGGGGGGAAGAGCGGAAAGGGGAUCGCGGCGGCUUUGUCUCGUAGCGGGGGAGGGUUAGCCGAGCUGGUGGGGAGGGGGCGGCGAGGGGAGGCGAGGAGCCGAGUGGAGGAGAUGUCGGCGCAGCAGGUGCAGCAGCUGUGGCGGCGGCAGGUGCCAAGAGUGAGGGAUACACUCGAGCAGCUGAGGAGAAAAGACAUGCUGCCGGCCAUUUGGUUCAUCUUCAGUAGGAGAGGGUGCGACACGGCCGUGUCGUUUGUGCGGGAUAUUAAUCUCCUGUUGCCCAGCGAACAGGCAGAGGUGGAAGCAGCAUUGGCUAAUCUGAGGCAGCAGCAGCCAGAGGCGGUGAGGGAGGGGGCGGUGGAGGCAUUAAAGAAGGGUGUGGCGGCGCACCAUGCGGGGUGCCUCCCCCCCUGGAAGGGGUUUGUUGAAGACCUGUUUCAACGGGGCUUGGUUAAGGUGGUAUUCGCCACGGAGACGCUAUCAGCUGGCAUCAACAUGCCGGCUCGCACCACUGUGCUCUCUGCCCUCUCCAAGCACCUAGGCGGGGGUAACGCGGGGCGCAGUCUGCUGUCAGCGAAUGCAUUGCUGCAGAUGGCAGGGCGGGCGGGCAGGAGAGGCAAGGACCGGCAGGGGCACGUGGUGGUGGUGCAGACGCCCUUUGAGGGCGCGCAGGACUGCUGCCGCCUGCUGCUGGGGGGCGCUGAUCCCCUCGUCUCGCAGUUCACGGCUACUUACGGCAUGGCGCUCAACCUGCUGGGGGGCGCGCCAGUGUGGCAGGAGAAGAGGGACGCCAGUGACUCCAACCAAGCUGACCCAGCCAAUGGCGUGGCAGAUGCUGGCAGUGGUGCUGGCGAGUCUACCGUAACCGCAGCAGCAACAGCAGAUGUGGAAGGGGCAGCAGCAGAGGAGUCAGCAACGGCGUUGGUGGCGGUGCGGCGGGGCCGCAGCAUGGAGGAGGCGAAGGCGCUCAUUGAGCGGAGCUUUGGGAACUACCUGGCCAGCGAGGUGCUGCAACAAGCGAGGCAGCAGCUGGCAGCGCUGGAGGAGAGGGUGGGGCAGCUGAGGGCGAGGAGGGAGGAGAUCGAGAGGGAGAUGAGGCGGGAGGAGGAGGGCGCGGAUGGGGUGUCGGGCGCGUUCAGAGAGAUGGUGCAAGAGUUUGUGGCCACGCGCCACACGGUGGCAGCACUGCAGCGCCAAGCCUUCCAAGAGAGGGCAGCAGUGAUGGACCCUCAGAUUCAACAGGCGCUGCUGUGGGCUGACGAGCAACCCCAUGCCGCUGCUGCUGCACCUGCUGUUGCUGCUGUUGCUGCUGCUGUUACAGAAGAUUCUGAUGCAACUGGAACUGCCACUGCUGCAGACGGUGCUCUUCUUCCUGUUCCCACACCUGUCGGCUACAGGCUCGUGGUAACCGCGCAGUUCCCGGACCUGGCGUCCGGGGCUGUGCGGUCGGUUCGGGGGCUGCUGGUGGGGCAGCUGGAGGAGCUGCCACCUUUCCUGCAGGAGGAGGGGGAGGAGUGGGCGGAGGAGGGGGGAGUGGGGGAGGAGGGGGAGGAGAGGGAGGGUAAGAUGAGGGAAUCGGGGAGGGGAAGAGGGGCGGCUAGGGAGUUGAGGAGAGGGAAGGGAAAGAGUGGUGGAGUGGGAAGGGGGAAUGGACGGGACGAGUCGGGGAGGGACCUCCAAGGAUUGAAUGCAGUGGCUCGAUUGGCCGGGCUGGACAGCAGCCAAUCAGCCGACCCCUCUCCUUCCUCCUCUUCCUCCUCUUCUUCCUCUCCUUCACCCUCCUCCUCCCCCUCCUAUCUGGCAAUCGUUGGCGAGGAUUCCUAUUGGUACGUCCUGCCCUCGCCCUGCAUCCGCCAGCUAAUCAGAGCGCAGUACGACCCCACUGACCAAUCAGAGCUCGCCAUGUCUGCAGCAGACGGGCGGCGGCUCGUUGGCACUUACCUCUGGCCGGCUAGCCGGCAGGAAGAGGCGGAUGGGCCGGCUGGGUGGCAAAGGGUGGCAAAGCUGAAACUCUUCCUUCCGCCCGUUCCGGAGACGCUGCAGGGAUGGCUGAGGGGAGGGGGAGGGGAGAAGGGAGGUGACGGAGAGACAAGAGAGCAGGGAGAGGGAGCGGAAGGCAACGAGUUUCCUUCAGAGUUGGUAGGCGAGUCACAACAGCCCCUGAGCUGGGUGUCCACCGCGUACCCCACUUUCAGCAUCUGGCGCAUCAAAUCCCAACACCCCCUCCUCCACCUCUCCUCCGCCAUCCGCUUCCCCCACGGCUGGACUGCCCCCUCCUCCCAAGAAGACUCCAACCACCUCUCCCUCCCGGCCUCCCUUGCCUCCCUGGAAGCCUCCCUCAAGACCCACAAGCAGAAGCUGUCGCAGAUAAGAAAGAGAGUGAAGGCCAAUGCGGUGUAUAAGAGGCGGCAGCAGCAGAUAACGGAGAGGGGGAGGUGCGAGUAUGAGGAGGGGAAGCUGGGGCGCAGGGUGGAGGGGCUGAGGAGGCGGAUUGGGAGCAUGCAGCCGGCAGGGUGGCAGGAGUUUGUUCAGGUGGUUCAGGUGCUGGCUCAGGCGGACGCGCUGGAUCGGGCGAGCAGCACACUCAUGCCAUUGGGGGAGAUUGCUGCCAAGGUGCGAGGGGUGAACGAGUUGUGGAUAGCAGUGGCACUCUCCCACCCCUCUCUGCCACGCCUCUCUCCCCCGGCCAUCGCUGGCUGCUGUGCUGCGCUGGUGUCUGAAGGCAUGCGCAUGAGAACAGCUGAUGGCAGUUCGCCCUCCUUCCCGUACGAACCUUCCUGGGAGGUGCAGCAGUGGGUGGACGAAGCAGAGGAGCGUCGUGAUUGGCUUAUGCGUCUCCAACUCGCUGCCAACGUGGCAAUCCCUGCUGACCUGGACGCGCAGUUUGCAGGCGUGGUGGAGGCGUGGGCCCAGGGUGUGACGUGGCGCCAGCUCAUCACUGACUGUGCGGGGCUGGAUGAGGGUGACAUCGCACGGCUGCUGAGGCGCACCAUUGAUCUGCUCUCCCAGAUUCCGUACCUACCUGGCAUAGAUCCCACGUUGGCCAAGGCAUCAAAGCAGUCAGCUUACGUCAUGGAGCGUCCGCCAAUCUCGGAGCUUAUUGGCUGAUAAAUUUAUGAAGCGUCUAUCAUCACCGUUUAAAAAAAAAAAUGCAGCUCAUGCGGUAUGUAGGAAGGGCAUUACAUGCAUGCAGUGCAGUGAGUGCUUUGCCAUAUAGCUGAAUGUUUCACACAAGGUGGUUGUCAUUGCAUACAAGGGACGAGUGAAAAUGAUUAUUAAUCAAAUAUUGCUGUGGGU
Molecule: messenger RNA, 5483 nt
Organism: Closterium sp. NIES-67
Lineage: Eukaryota; Viridiplantae; Streptophyta; Zygnematophyceae; Desmidiales; Closteriaceae
Source: the annotation of a GenBank genome assembly